AUGAAGGAUUUCGAUCCAUUCUCCGAUCUUUUAUCAUCCACAACUUUUGCUCCAUUUUUCCAACCAACAACCGAAGACUAUGACUCGCGUGAUCAUCUCGACAUUCCGUGUGCAAAUUUCUCAGGAUAUUGUGUUUUGACUUGGGAAUGUAUGAACGUCGAUAGAUAUCCAUUCACGGGUCUGGUACUGAAUCAGAUAAUUUCCGGGAUAAAUAUUGGAAUGGGUGUUUCGAUGACGAUGCUGGGAAGUGGGAUAUCGAUGAAUCGUUUCUUUGCUGUUUAUUUCGAUGGACUUUUGUAUUAUAAAAUGCAAAAACUAGCUUUGCCACAUGCGACUUUUCUGACAGCGAUGCCAGUGGGAGUGUAUUUGGCUCAAUUAGUGCUCACUCAUCUCAUUGCUAUCGGUUUCUAUGCGGCGAAAAAGUUGAUGACCGAUACGAGAGAAUUGCCAAUUUUCUAUUAUUUAUUUCUCGAGUUGACCCCGUUUCUUAUGCAUUCCGCACUAGGCCUCGUUGUGAUCAUCUUCAAUUUGCCAUCAAAAAAAGAGAAAACGACCGCAAUUAGCUCGAUAAUAACACCCACUUCA
Messenger RNA from Mesorhabditis belari, 585 nucleotides. The record is from the annotation of a GenBank genome assembly. NCBI's taxonomy places the organism in Eukaryota, Metazoa, Nematoda, Chromadorea, Rhabditida, Rhabditidae.